AUGACACCAUUCACCUUGCAUCAGCUAACCGAAAUAUCCUCGCUUGAAGAACGCCUUGAUCAAGUUCCAUGGAAGGAAGCAGACGUGAACUGCCUCCUCUCGCACCUGCGUCCUCUGCGCGCCUGCUUCACAGAUUCCUCGUCUGGCGCAGACAUCUCCCAAGAACAGUGUGCCCGAGUCCUGUCCACGAUUUCUUCCCUCCUGUCCAGCCUCCUCACACCCCAGACGAGGCUCUACCUCGAUCAGACAGACGGCCGUGACCACCUGUCUUUGUCGGUGGCAAUCCAAUGUCUGGUCAACUGUCUCUCCUACAUGGGCCCUCGGAAGAUGCAUGUCUCCGGGGAGAUCGUGGCUACCAUCGUCGCCUCGUUGGUGUACAACGCGGACACCUGCAGCUGGGUGUUCUGCCUCACACCGGGACGACCUCUGCCGUUGUGGCGCGCCAGAAUCGGGUGCUACGCUUUCAUCCUCAUCACCAGUCUCAUCACCUCCACGCAGCAGACUGGAAUACCCCCUGAUUUCGCCAGAUUCCUCCACGUCUCGGCGCAGUGCAUGCGCGUGGUUGUUGUUGCCGGCGGCGAGAACGCGCAGCUGGAGCGAGAUUGGUUCGAUCAUUGUCUCUCCCUCACUGGCGCCCUCUGUACGUCACCACCCACGCUAGCCUACUGGACACACGAGGUGCUGGGACAGGAGCGGAUUCUCGAAUUGUCCGCCUUUUUGGGCACGCUUCUUCUGCUUCAGGACUACGGCGAGAAGUUGGACGACCUAGAGUCGCCGUCGUUGAAGAAGCUGGCUGAAACCUGUCUUCAGUCUUGCCUGUCUGUAAUGACGGUUCCGAGGCAGGCGUGGUUGAACACGCUUUUGGCAGCCCUUCGACACUGCAUAACCAGGUCGCCAUUUCAAUUGCGUCACGAAGAAGACGGUUGUAAACCGACUGUGGAGCCAAUUUCAGUUCUGCUGUCAGAUAACAAUAUUCCCCAACUGCUUGGCAUAAUGCGCGGCGCGAUUUACAUCAUGGUUGCGCUUCUUCCUCCGAUUGAGGAGGCCUCCUCAGACAACGCUUCCAGUCUCAUCGACAAUGACAGGCUACUUGCUGAUCUGAUCGCCUGCGUUGGAGAUGUCCUGGUGAUAGUCGAUUCUCUGCUUCAAGCACACCUUGCUGCGUGUGAACCAAUCGGACCACGCAAAAAGCCACCAAGUCUGAUGGACUCGAUGGUGAGGAGUUUGCGAUUGCCCCGCUCAAGUCACCAAUUCUCUAAUCGCAUUCUGUCUCACACAGCAUACGCCCGAUUCGCUCCAGCCACUUACUUGGGUGUCUUCAGAUUUGACGCUCCCCAGAGCAUUUGCUUCGCGUCAGACCUGAAACAGGAGCUCAUUCGGUGUCUGCUGGCCAUCGUGCACGCCCGACCGAACCUAGUCCCCUGCAUCGCGGAUCACGCCCGCGCCACAAGCAUAAAAUGCGUCUCCGUGGUGGAUGCCAUCCCAGUGAACGCUCGCGACGUCUUCUGGGCCGUGAUUAACUCCACGCAGCGUGAUCCGGCGAGCCCCGUGGCCGUGGAGUGGACCAUUGUGCUGUUGCGGUUGCUGCUCAAGCCUGCGGACGCCUCUGCCGAGGUUCAGCGCGCCGCCGCGUCCAUGUCGGAGAGGAUUGCCCAACUCAAACCCACGGCCACGAUCAGAGAACAACUAAAAACCCUCGUUGGCGUUGAGCUGCCAAAAUAG
This is a messenger RNA of Mesocestoides corti, 1722 nucleotides long. NCBI's taxonomy places the organism in Eukaryota, Metazoa, Platyhelminthes, Cestoda, Cyclophyllidea, Mesocestoididae. The record is from the annotation of a GenBank genome assembly.